This is a messenger RNA of Sycon ciliatum, 4822 nucleotides long. Its product is annotated as zinc finger CCCH domain-containing protein 13-like. The record is from RefSeq and is a predicted model, not a curated record. Bases 613 to 4566 code for a protein of 1317 amino acids. Lineage: Eukaryota; Metazoa; Porifera; Calcarea; Leucosolenida; Sycettidae. The transcript is spliced from 6 exons. Gene Ontology annotation, molecular function: protein binding.
AAGGCAGCUAGGCCCCUGGCACUUUCAAACAAGAUUCUCGUUUUGCACUUGCAACCAGAUAUCUCUUCGGAAUCACGUUGGAACUUGGGGAAGAACUAAAUUUGGUUUGCUUGAAAGGCCGCAAACUGCCGAAGGCUCGCUACCUGGAACGCUCUGAGUGCCGUCCUUGCUCGAGAAGCGAUCAUUACCUGCCUCUGAUAGUAGAAGUGCUACAUAACAGUACAGUCAUUGGUGAUGCGUGUGUUACUGUAGAGACCUCAGGUCCUGUAGAGUAGACUGUGUAGUCUCUACCUGGCAUCAUAAUUAUCUUCCGCUAGUACUUUGACCCUGGGCGGCAUUUCAUAGAGAACUCCGGGGUAGCGCAAGCGCGCAAAACUGGCCUGGGUAUUCCCAGGAGCGAGCCAGAACCUAAAGAGUCGACCAUGGUCGACGGACGAUAAUUGAAUCGUUUUAUCAGUGAAUUUGAUCACUUCUUCUAGGCACCGAGCGACAGUAGGAGGCGGAGAGUUACGCAAAACCAGUAGCUGGGUAUUGUACCCCUCCACGUUUUGUGGUUGUGGAGGUACAGCGCUUGCGGACGCUAGCCGAGCAUUCCUGUGAAUUUCCGGCAGAAUGGCCGAAGGAGAAAGGCCCUCGUCGGGGCUGUGCAGCUCGUGUAGCGUAGCGAAAUUCCCGCAGCUGCAGUCUGCUCGAAAAGGUCAUGUCCAGUGCCUGAUGGCUAGCCUGGAGCGUGCUGGCUUGGUGGACAAGAAGGGCAGAUACGAGGCAAUGGAUGUUGAUGAGUAUGGCGCUACGGCGCUGCAUCACUGCUGCCGUCACGAUCAGGCUCAGUGCUUGAGCGUCAUUGUCAAGCUAGCGCACGUCAGGGAGUGCGUGAAGGCCAGGAACGGAGCGACGGCCUUGCACGAUGCAGCAGCCACCGGUUCACUGCGCUGUCUCAACUACCUGCUGAAGCACACGGAGCACAGCAUCACCAUUGGUGAUCGCUCGGGCAGCACACCGCUCCACUGGGCAGUGCAAGCAAAACAAGACGAUGCUGUGACGGCACUGCUCCAGUCCGAGGGUGCAACAUGCACUGUCAAAACCAAACUGGGCGUCACACCACUGCACAUGGCCGGUGCGAAAAACCAAGUGGGUAUUCUCCGACAGCUGGUGAACUUCUGCCUGGCUCACGGCGAGGAUAACGUCAUCAAUAGUCAAGCGAAAAGCGGCGCGACGCCAGCAUACUUUGCGGCUCAGGAAGGCAAUCUGGACUGCCUGCGUUACCUGGUUGAGGUCGGGCGUGCGGACCUGUCCAUCCGCGCCAAGGACAAGAUGAUGUGCCUGCACGCAGCCGCACAGCACGGCCAUCUGGCCUGCAUGCAGUGGAUCGUGGAGCGCUGUGGUGCGCAGUGUGCCAACGAGAGAGGCCCGGACAACGCCACCAUCGCUCACUUGACGGCCUCGCAAGGUAACUGGGAGUGUCUGGAGUGGAUCAUCGAGCAGUCGGUACUCAAUGGAAAAGAGCGCGAUCAUUUUGGAGGCACACCGCUGCACGAUGCAGCUGACAACAAUCACUUGGAAUGUGUGAAAGGCCUAGUUGAACAUGGUGUGCUGAUGAUAGCAACUGACAAUGACAACCACACCGCACUAGACCUGGCUAGAACAGCUGGGCACACUGAAGUGAUCGACUUUCUUGAGCAACACCUGGAGGUGCUGAAAGAGCAGGAAAGAGAGCGUCAGGUAGCUGCACUGCGUACCAAGCAACAAGAGGAACGUGAAAAGCGACAGAAGGCCAAGGUGGAAAAGCAACGCAAGAAGGAGCAGGAGAAGCUGCAGAAACUGCAACUCAAGAUGCAGCAAGAGGAGGAGAAGCAGCGACAAAGAGAGCUGAAAAGGCAGAAACUAGAAGCACAACUUGCAGCAGCCGCGGAUGACGCUGAAGCGGAGCAGGAAAGCGAAAAGGAUCCGCCCGACGCUAGCCUUGCCACUGCUGCUGCAACACUGGAUGAUUCCGGUACGAUAACGCUGCCGCCGAAAAACGAGGAGUGGGACAAACUGGAAGAUGAAGCACAUGCACUAGCUAUGGAGCGUGGCCUGGAUCAGUCAGGUGAGCAUGACAACUCCACGGCAGCCUCCGGAGAUGACAAACUGAACACAAGCGGAGCUGUUUCGUUCCAUCUCAGCGAGGACGAAAACAAGACGCGGAAGGCAAAGAACAAGAAGGAGCGCAAGGAGAAGUCGAAGACGCUGCGUAGCCUGGGCCGCUGGAUAAAGCGCUCCUCGUCGGACAAGAACGAUCCUGGCGGUGAUCGACGUGGGAUAAGCCGCCGAAGCUCCGUGUCCAGUACGGGAACAGAUCGGCGAUCCAGCACACCGGCAUCUCAGGUCAGCCUCGCAACACCUACAAACAGCCGUCCGGAGGUGGCGCCUACAUCGGCAGAACCAUCCGAAGACAAUCUCGACACGGAAGACGAAGACUUCUCCAAACCUCGCGGAUACGUGAGGAAACAGAAGAAACAUUUCGACACCAGCAUAAAGGAGAGGCAAAGCCACUUCAGCAGAUUCUGGCAGCGCCGUGCUGACAAGCAAGCGAACACAGCGUCGGAAAAGAGGACACUAGAGGAGCAGAGAGGCAACAGUAACGCUGGAGACGUGAGUCUCAGGGGAGUGCCGACGGUCACGGCCGAUGAAGAUGUUAUUGACGGUUUGGACGGGCCUUCAGAAGCAGCUGCAAGCUCAGCUCCAGCACCACGCAAAUCGCGUCUGCCCCGCGGCCUUGCCAACUUUCUGUCCAGAAACAGCAAGCAAACACUGGUGGCAGCGAGCCUGACGCCCGGAUCACAAUUCAGCUCUGCUGCGCCGAGUGCUGUGCCUUCCAGUGACAACCUGCUGACGGAUAACGAAGGCACUGAGCAGGAAGAUGACGUUGUCACUCCACCAUCAGUUGGGAAGGAAGGCAGACCCUCUGUCGAGGUCGUGAUGGUGAUCGGAGGCAACCAUGACGACCCUUCGGACGACGAAGGCAAUAGAGGCACGGGCCAGGGUGCCAGUGAAGCUGCUGGUCUGGGACCCCGUAGGUUUACAAUGGACACUAGGCAUGGCACGGCGUCUUCAUUGUCAACUGGUAUGACGACGGACACACACCGCCAGUGGACGCCAGCAGCCGGUGCUGAAACGCCAGCAGCUCAGACCGAAAGAACGAGCAUGAAUGCAAGCAACGAAGAGCCGCAGGGCGCGACGACCUCUCCAGACAGCCAGCUGAGAUUGUCUUUGCAGGCGCGCCAAGCAAACCUCGUAAGUGCCAUGAUGGCAGCGCCGUCAGCAUCACACAAUAUCAAUGAACCCGUGCAUACUGACACAGCAGUGACAGAGAGCUCUUCCGACACGACACGGCAAGGUCAGGACGCAUCAGUGGCCAAACCAACCAGUCUGGAAGAUUCAGCUUUCGGCAAGACAGGCUCAACAGGAAAGGAGAGCAAGAGCGAGCAUGUUUCAGGCCGUAGAUUCCAGGCCAGAGACACCGUACACCGCCCCAAAAAAGAACUGGUACGGCAUAGCUCCGACUUGCUCCUGAACGACUUGAAGUCGCAGAUACACAAAGAGGAUGACGAAGCAAUCCACAGUGCUAAGCAAUCUUCAACUGGCUUAGAGGACGCGCUGUUCGGAGCGGCCAGCAUGGAGCAUCUGGCCAGCGUGCGAGAACGCAGCUCAAGCCGACCGGACCUUUUUGUCACCCCAACAGACGUUGAUGAUGACCUUGAGGCAGCGCUGUUCAGAGCUAAGACGAAAGUGAAAGAGCGCGAACUAGAGGCGGUGGUCAGCCAGCCGAACCUUGAGAGCAUCGGCAAUGGCGGUGGCUUGGAAGAUGCACUCUUCGGGGCAAAGAGCAUGGAGAACAUUGCCAGCAGGCGAGAAAAGAUGACAUCAGGCAGCAGCAGCAGUAGUCAGCCCAGCAAUGUCCUAGCACCACCGUCGGGUCUUGAAGCUGCCCUCUUCAGCGCAAAGAGCUCAGAGCAAAUUGCGGACAAGCGAGAGAAUAGAGAACCUGUGCAAGAGCAUGAAAGUGAAGUGCCUCCUCCUCCUCCAGUGGAGAAGAGCAUAGAACAGAUGGAUGUCGAUCAUCUGCUACAAAAAGCAGCGGAUGACAUCACUACCGACAGUGGCAUCAAUAGAGACUACCAUGAUCCUACUUCUGCAGACAGCUCAUCGCCAUCGACAUUCAGCGAUGCCAGCGGUAUGGAACAACUUAGUACGCCUCUCAAGCCCAGCGGUAGCAGCAGCAGCAGCACAACGGCAUACGUGGGUGACGACAUGCUUCCCACCACCCUGUCGCUGACACCGUCGACAGGCACACUGGACACGAUUGAGGAGACGGACAAUGAGCCGAGUGGUGGCGCUGGCAGUGGCGAUGGAGAUGGUAAGGACCUGAGUCCCGAGGACAAGCAUCGCUAUCAGCUUGCCACCCUGCAGCAGCGCAGCGCCAGCAGCCUGACCGGAUCCAUAGAGGAUGGCAUGGAAAGCAGUCGGAUAUCAUCGCGCAGUGCCUCGCUUCCCACACUGGUGGAGUCUGACGUUGAAGACUGAAAAUCUGGAGUUUAAAUGCGUUGUACAUAUGAUUGAUGGUUCUGCAUAUCACUAUUACAAUAACUGGCUAAAGCUCUUUUGGACCAUUAUGUAAUCAUAAUGCAAAGCCCAUGCAAAAUCCAGGACAGUCAAUGGUUGAAAAUCAUAAUUGAAUACUUACGGUCACUGACCGCAUCAAUAACACCAACAGUUGAUUACAUAAUCAAUGUAUUAAUCAUUAUUUUGGAAAUUUCCAGCUCUGCUUUGGCUAACUGCA